Molecule: messenger RNA, 2713 nt
Organism: Dreissena polymorpha
Lineage: Eukaryota; Metazoa; Mollusca; Bivalvia; Myida; Dreissenidae
Product: uroporphyrinogen-III synthase-like
Exons: 9
Coding region: 191-961 (256 amino acids)
Biological process (GO): uroporphyrinogen III biosynthetic process
Molecular function (GO): uroporphyrinogen-III synthase activity
Source: RefSeq, a predicted model, not a curated record
GAACUGUCAACUACAACAACAACUUGUAGACGUGACAGCAAUGAAGUAUUAAGAAUGAAAAAAGUAAUUCAGUAAGAUAAAUAUCAGGUUUAUGUUUCUAAUUUAAAUAAUUAAUUGGAAACUUUAAUCAAUAUUCUUCAGAAUAAGAAUUGGCCAAUGUGUGCGGUACUGUUUCAGACUAUGACAACUGAUGGCUGGAAAGAUUGUCCUAUUAUUCAGAGCUCCUAAAGAACAUGGGGAAGAUCUAUUUGAAGUGGCUUUACAAGCUGAAGGUUACAUUACACACAAUGUUCCUGUCCUGGAGUUCCAGUUUAUGAACCUUGAUAGACUGGCAGCCUGCUUGCAGUGUUGGGAAUCCUACCAGGCUGUGGUGUUCACCAGUCAACGUGCUGUGGAGGCCACAGUUAAGGCACAGAGUCUUGCUAAAUGUUUGAAUACUGGUGAGGCCAUGAACACAAACUUGCAAUGUUUUGUGGUGGGGGAAAGCACUUCAAAAGCAGCCUGUGAGGCAGGCUUCAAGCCACAGGGUGCUGGAAGUGGAAACGCAGAGAACCUUGCAGACUACAUAACAAAAAGUUUAUUGAAACCAGGCAAACCCUUGUUGUAUCCGUGUGGAAACCUUCGACGUGACACACUGUCUUGUAAACUUAAAGUGGCUGGAUUUUCUUUAGAAGAAAUAGAAGUGUAUAAAACGGUUAAAAGCAGUCACAUAAAAGAAGAGAUUGAAGCUGUCUUACACAAAGUGGGAAGUCCAGACUAUGCAGUAUUCUUUAGUCCAUCAGGUGUACAGUGUACUGUUGAUCUACUAAAAGAUGAUACCCUAUCAUUGAAACAUGCCAAGGUGAUAGCCAUUGGUCCCACUACAGAGAGGGAGCUUGUAUCUCAGGGUAUUGAAGUCAUGGCAACGGCCCCUUUGCCCAGCCCCGAGGGCCUCCUGGCGGCAAUAGACCAACACUCCUGACAGGCGUAGCCUAGCAACUGUGAAAUGUCUUUUUAUGCUAGGCAUAUAGGAAGAAGAGAAGAGCUGAUCAUAAUUUAGAAAAAGUGCAUAUCGGUUCUGAAUUCUUAAAAACUUAAAAGCCUUGCUCUGGCAAUAUGGGGCUCAAUGCAUGUGCGUUAAGUGUUGUCCAAUAUUAGCCUGUGCAGUCCGCAAUCAGGGAUGGCACUUUCCGUUGUUAUUGGGGGUUUUUUGUUUGAAGGAAGUAAUUUCGUAGCAAAAAUCCAGUAUAUGCGGAAAAUGUGAUUCCUGAUUAUCCUGCUGAUUGCACAGGCUGCUGAUUGCACAGGCUAAUCUGGCUUAUCUGGGUAGACAUUUUAUGCAGAUGCAUUUAGCACCAUUUUCCCCAGAGUGGGGCUCAUUUAAGGCUUGUUUCAGAAUAACUGGCUGAAGUGGCUAACUUUUAUUCAUUUUGAAAUUUAUGGCAUUUUACAAAAUGGUAUUUAUGUUGUUUUAGUUCAUAUACAGGGCUUGAAUAUAUUUUAAAACACUUUUAUUGCAUUGUGAAAAGAUGAGCCUAAGCUAAAACUGUAAAACAGUUUUAUAAAUUCAUUUCAAUGUAGAUCAUUAUUUCAAUAUUUGUAUCUGCUUUUACGGGAAAUUUCUUAGCUCAUGUGUGUUUCCACAGCAAUUUACAAUUAUUUUUUUCAUAUUAUAUAUCUAUGUUAUUUAUAAGUUCGCUAAUUCCUGUCUCCAAUUUUAAUAUAUAUUAUAAUAUUACUCAGUUUAAUAUCCAGUAGGGAUAAAGAUAUAUAUUCAUGGUAAAAAAACACGGCUAGAUUGAACUUUACCGGUACGUAGUUGUUUACCACUAUCGACAAAGCGGGGGUUUGGGGGCGAUAGCUGUUGUUGUUUUUGUUUUUUAUCGAGUGCACCGGGAUUGUCUCCCAUAUGGCCAUCGCCCCUAUAAAGACUUGUUAGUUGGUUACGGGGGAUAGUGCAAGAUACAGGAGACACCCCGUUCCAGAGGUGACCCUGGGUCUUUUAGUGCCCGGUGUAUAGCACCUAGUACACUGCACCUCGGUUUAACGUCUCAUGCGAAAGACGAGUUAGUAGGUUAGGUGCAGCGGGGGAUCGAACCAGCGAUCUCUGGAUUGUGAAGCCAGUGUGUUACCACUAGACCACGGAUCAGCUAUAGCUCCCGAUACUAAGGAAAUAUAUAUGAUAAAAAAGAUUAUAAGGUGUUGCGUUAGUUGUUAUGUGUAAGGUGUUAAGGGUUAGGGUUAGGGUACGCUGUUCGAUGUUAAGUGUUGCGUACCGGUAAAGUUCAAUCGUCCCAACAACACUCUUUUUAUUCCAAUAUUUCGCCCAAAUGGGCUUUAUCAAGGUUUACAAAUAUAAAUGUACUACAUCUUUUUUACUGUCUUGUAUAUCAAUAAAGUAAAUGUUUUUCAACGUCAAAAAUGACAGGAAAUUACGUCAUACAUUACAAUGUGACAUACAAUUGCGCCAAAAUAAAUAAAUAACAUAUACCGAUUCCACUUGCUUACGUUUUCACUUGCUAACGAUUCCACUUGCUUACGUUUUUACUUGCUUACGAUUUCAUCCUCUGCAUGUUCUGUUAUCGAGUAAAGCCGAAGCGGCUGACAGCAGUUAACAUCUAAUAGUAAUGAAUUUAUAUUCAUUCGUAUUUGUUGAUACAUUUUCUUCGUUGGGUUGUUUAAAAAUAAAUUAAUAAUAAAAUCGCAUGCUUAUCAAACAGAGCAUAAAACAUUA